Dioscorea cayenensis subsp. rotundata (Guinea yam) is the source of this 1731-nucleotide messenger RNA. Its product is annotated as cytochrome P450 703A2-like. Gene Ontology annotation, molecular function: monooxygenase activity; iron ion binding; oxidoreductase activity, acting on paired donors, with incorporation or reduction of molecular oxygen. Lineage: Eukaryota; Viridiplantae; Streptophyta; Magnoliopsida; Dioscoreales; Dioscoreaceae. The record is from RefSeq and is a predicted model, not a curated record.
GGAUUCAUGAUCAUUUCCUCAUUUUAUAAAAAUGCCAUCUGAAUUACUAAGAACCCGAAACCAUGAUCUUGAUGGAGCUACUCGCUGAUGCUCUUCUAUGUGUCAUUGUGUUUAUUGUCCUUGUAGCUUCAGUCCAACUCCCUCUUCUUGCAUUGAAGAAGUUAAAAAAGAAGCCACAGUUGCGGCUGCCACCUGGUCCCCCAAGAUGGCCGGUGGUUGGAAACCUCCUCCAAUUAAGCCAUCUUCCUCACCGGGACCUAGCCUCAUUCUGCAACAAAUACGGGCCAUUAGUGUAUCUCCGGCUAGGCUCUGUUGACGCCAUCACCACUGAUGACCCAGAAGUUAUCCAAGAAAUACUCCUUCGACAAGACGAGACAUUUGCCUCCAGGCCCCGGACUCUCGCUGCCAUCCAUCUGGCCUAUGGCUGUGGUGAUGUAGCUCUUGCACCACUAGGACCUCACUGGAAAUGGAUGAGGAGGAUUUGCAUGGAGCACCUACUGACCACGCGGCGGCUUGAGACAUUCUCCGAUCACCGGGCAAAAGAAGCCGACCACCUUGUCCGGCAAGUCUUUGCCAGAGCUAGCUCUGGCGAGGCAGUGAACGCAAGACAAGUUCUAGCUGCCUUCUCCAUGAACAAUGUGACAAGAAUGUUGCUAGGAAAACAGUUCUUCGGAGACGAAAACGCCGGGCGAGAAGGUGCAGCAGAGUUUAUGGAAAUAACUCAUGAACUUUUCUGGCUGCUUGGGCUGAUAUACGUGGGAGACUACUUGCCGGUAUGGAGGUGGGUGGAUCCCUUGAUAGGGUUUGAGAAGAAGAUGAGGGAGGUGGAGAGGAAAGUGGAUGAGUUUCAUCAGAAGAUCAUUGAGGAGCACAGGGCUGUGACUUCGGAGAAGAAGGAUGGUGAGAUGGAUUUUGUUGAUGUUUUGCUGUCUUUGCCCGGUGAGCAUGGCAAGGAACGUAUGGAUGAUGUAGAAAUCAAAGCUCUCAUGCAGGACAUGGUUGCAGCAGCGACAGACACAUCAUCAGUGACAAUGGAAUGGGCACUAACAGAGGUGAUCAAGAACCCAAGAGUGAUCCACAAGGUCCAACAAGAGCUCGACUCCAUCGUCGGGCGUGACCGCAUGGUCACUGAAUCGGACUUAACCCAACUCAACUACCUCCGAUGUGUAGUCCGUGAGACAUUCCGGUUGCACCCGGCCGGGCCAUUUCUCAUCCCACAUGAAUCCACUAGGCCCACUAAGCUUUUCGGGUAUGAUAUUCCGGCCCAAACCCGUGUUUUUGUCAAUACUCAUGGAUUGGGCCGGAACACUAACAUUUGGUCUGAUGUUAAUGUGUUCCGGCCGGAGCGGCAUUUGCAUGAGGAUGGCCGCAGGGUGGAGAUUAGUCAUGGACUUGACUUCAAGAUACUACCAUUCAGCGCCGGGAAGCGGAAGUGUCCCGGUGCGCCUCUAGCGGUUGUCAUGGUUCUAAUGGGCCUGGCCCGUUUGUUUCAUUGCUUUGAUUGGGCCCCUGUGGAUGGACUUCGGCCUGAGGAUAUUGAUACCCAAGAGGUUUAUGGCAUGACCAUGCCUAAGGCUCAACCACUUGUGGCUAUGGCUAAGCCAAGGCUAUCACCACAUUUAUAUUCUUGUUGAGUUGGAUAUUGUUUUCUCUUUUUAAAUUAUUUUAAAUAAAUGCUGGUGAAGUAUGAACAAGAAAGAAAGUACAUGAAAAUACAAGGUAACUUAUUGA